AUGGACGACAAUAUAAGAACAGAAUAUGAAACCCAAUCGCAGCAACUACGUAUUGACCUGAAGGCAUGGGAGACCAACUGGGCGGCGACACACGAGGGCAGGAAGCCAGGAAGAGGGGAUAUCAAAGCAAAUGAGGAAAUUGCUUUCAAAUAUAAACAAUACAAUAAAGUUCGGGAUAUACUCUCUGGCAAGAUCCCUCCUCCCUCAAAAGAAGACUCAAAUUCCAUAAAGCGAAAGCCCGAUACUUUACCAGCACAAACGCCCACCAAACAUACCAAGCACCUCGAAACCCCUGCCAAGAACCGUACACAGGACCAUGAUGAGGAUCUUAUGAAUACCCCAGCCAUUUCGCGAAAGCUGUUCACUCCUACUUCAGUAACAUCAGUUGGCCCGACACCACAAAGAGAUGGCCGCGUCCUCGGACUCUUCGACUUAUUGGUAGAAAAGGAGCUGGGAACACCAGAGAAAAAAAACUCUACAGCCAAUUCAGGAUCUGCACGAAAGGUGAAUGCAACUCCGAGCAAAAGGUCAGCCACAAUGGAUGAGGAAGAGGAAGAGAAGCUUGGCCGAACGCCUAUGUCGUCUAGCAAACGUCAAAGGUUGAAUCACUUCAUGACACCGUUGAAGAACAAGGAUGGAAACAAAGACGCUGUAACGCCCUCUUCGGUCUCAAAACUCCAGUUUGACACACCGGCAUUCUUGAAGCGCAACACCCUUCCGGUUUUGGACGAGAAUGAUGACUUCGAUGCCCCAGCACCCUUGCGACUACCACGGAAACCUUUCACAAGAGGCCUCAGUGAAAUUGUGGCAAGCCUACGGAAGGUUGAGGAAGACAAUUUGGAUGAUGAAUUGGACGCCCUGCGUGAUGUUGAGAAUGAGGAGAUGGGUGAGCCCAAACCCAAGACGUUGUUCCCAUCCAAACCGAAAGACGACAUAUUGGCUGAAGACAGCCAAACGCGACCAUUACCGCUUGGUGGCUUUGACGAUGAAGGGUUGUACGACAGUCCAGUGGAGGAAGACGGACACCCUACGCGAGUAUACAAGAAGAAGGGCCAGAAGCGAACAACAAGAAGGGUCAAGAUGCGCCCAACUUUGACCAAGAGACCCGAGAACAUGACAGGGGAUCCCCAAAGCGACGUUGAGAAUGAUGAGCCAGGGGUUGAUGGUGGCGAUGCUGGAUCUGAUUUUGAGGAAGUGGUCGAGAAGAAGCAGAAGCAGAAGCCUGCCAAAAAGGAGGGCACAGUCAAGAAAGCAGCACGAAAGGUCAAUGAGCUGGCUCAUGCAAACUUUCAACGACUCAAGCUUAGAAAUCACGGAGCAAAGGGAGGACCAGGGUUUAACAGUAGAUUCCGCCGACGAAAGUGA
Fusarium sp. VM40 is the source of this 1365-nucleotide messenger RNA. The record is from the annotation of a GenBank genome assembly. Lineage: Eukaryota; Fungi; Ascomycota; Sordariomycetes; Hypocreales; Nectriaceae.